UCAGGGACAUUCUUCAUGACUUUGCCCCUGGCCAGGCAAGCUCUGGACUCUUUUCGGGCCUUGGCCAAGAGGCCACCCGGAAAAAAGCACUCUGCCUGCUUGGGCGCCUCUGGCUCUCGGCAGAAAACAAAGGCUCCUCACAGUCAGCUGGCUUCUGUCCUAUGGGAAGGCAAUGGGGAGGUUGGGGGGGGGGCGUCCAGAAUGCUGCCCUUUCCACCCAGCUAGGCUGUGCUCUGGCAGCCCACAUCUGAGUAAACUCUAGGCCAAAGGUCCCCCGGUGCUGUGAGACUGAUUUCCCUCCAGUACAUGUGGCCAGGUAGAAGACUAUCACCCACCCCCCACCCCCGCUCCAAGCUAUUAGACCCAAUCGAUGCUGUAUUCCCAAUUUACAUCUGUAAUGGGGCCAUCGACCCAACUAGUGAGUCCUGAGGGUCAGUUCCCUGCCCCCACAUGGCCCACAUCCCAGAGCUGGCCAGAGCAGAGUGGUUUUGGCAACCUUGAGCUGCAGCUGCCACAGCCACUGAUGGCCAUCCCAACAACCUCCUUAUCACUGUACUGAGAGAGGAUGCCAGGCCGGCAUGGGAGCCAAGCCUGCCUUCUAUCCAGCCGAGAAGGUUAGUUCCCUGGGCAAGGACUGGCACAAGUUCUGUCUCAAGUGUGAGCGCUGCAACAAGACGCUGACCCCUGGGGGCCAUGCUGAGCAUGAUGGGAAACCUUUCUGCCACAAGCCCUGCUAUGCCACACUGUUUGGACCCAAAGGCGUGAAUAUAGGGGGAGCCGGUUCCUACAUCUAUGAGAAGCCUCUGACUGAGGGCCCUCAGGUCACUGGCCCCAUCGAGGUCCCUGUGGUGCGAACUGAGGAGCGGAAGACCAGCGGACCCCCCAAAGGUCCCAGCAAAGCCUCUAGUGUCACCACAUUCACUGGGGAACCCAACAUGUGUCCUCGCUGCAACAAGAGGGUGUACUUUGCUGAGAAGGUGACCUCUCUAGGCAAGGAUUGGCACCGGCCUUGCCUACGCUGUGAGCGCUGCUCCAAGACGCUGACCCCCGGAGGGCACGCUGAGCACGAUGGCCAGCCCUACUGCCACAAGCCUUGCUAUGGAAUUCUUUUUGGACCCAAGGGAGUGAACACCGGUGCUGUGGGCAGCUAUAUCUAUGACAAGGACCCUGAAGGCACAGUUCAGCCUUAGAUCUGCAGAUGCUGUCCUCCGGGUCCCCUACUCGACCCUGAGGGAGAGUGACCUGCUGCCUAGUCCUGCCUGCCUCAGCGCGUCUUGCCUGCAAACCCCAGGGCCUAAGUGGUGGAGGAGGAAGCCUCCUGGGUAGUCUCCAGAACAGCCCAGAAUUGCAACUGUUUCUCUGUGUGUCACCUCGGCAUGCCCUGUGUCACCCACUGCCCUCUGUGUCUGUGUGCCUCCAUAGCCUCAUGUGUCCUGUGUCCCUGUGCCCAGCACCCUCUCUGUCCCUGUGUCCCCAUGUCCCUGAUAGCUCUCCGAGGUGGCUGUCCUAUAUCAUCCCUGUUGCCCACACCUGCCCACCAGUAUUAUUUAUGCUCUGCUUGCCGGUGAUGGCCAUGAGCUCACAGCAUUCCCAGGGUUCCCACUGCUGGUUCCCACACUACGCCCUACCUACCCCUCACGUGGUUCACAGCUACGGAGACUUUUGCUGUCAAUAAAUGGUUUGGUUUGAGGAUUGCA
Peromyscus eremicus (cactus mouse) is the source of this 1697-nucleotide messenger RNA. It is a transcript of the gene Crip2, whose product is annotated as cysteine rich protein 2. Lineage: Eukaryota; Metazoa; Chordata; Mammalia; Rodentia; Cricetidae. The coding region runs from base 579 to 1190 and encodes 203 amino acids. The record is from RefSeq and is a predicted model, not a curated record. The transcript has 7 exons.